AAAAAAAAAAACUUUUAUUGCUCAUUUCAGUUCAAUAACACAACGAGUGCUUGAUUAGGCCAGGCAAUUCCGUUAAUUGAAUUUGGCCCAAUUGUCGACAUCUGCUGUUUGCUGAACGAGUGGAGUCCUCCAUCCUGCAUCCUCCGUGCACAAGGUCGUGCUCCCCAGCCUCCAACAGCCGCCGAAUAUCCAAGCAUCUUAAUAUAACCGUAAUAACCUUCAUUUGGUAUGUAUUGCCUUAAUCCUGGUCAAAUCAACACGAGUGCGUUAAUAGGGCUAAUCUCGCUGUCGUUCCUUUAAUGGCGUCUGAGAUUGGUCUUAAGCCGUCUUCUCUCCCGCGCCGGAGGCAUGGCGGCGCACUGCAGCCGCAUCCUGACUCCAACACAUCCCACAACCUGAACACGCAUCGCUCAGGCUCGGCUGCGACAGGCAGUGAGAGCAGCACUGCGACCGCGUUAGAGGAGGAGGCAGACAGCCCGAGAGAGGAGCAAAGGCCUCUGAAACAGUCGCUGAGCAAGUCCCUGUGCAGAGAAGUGUUCUGGAAAUGCCUCUUGCUCUCCAUGCUCAUGUACGGGUGCAUGGGGGCCAUGGUGUGGUGCCAUGUUACCAAGGUCACCCGGCUAAGCUUCGACAGUGCCUACAAAGGGGAGUCCAUGAUAUACCAUGACAGUCCAUGCUCUGAUGGUUACAUUUAUAUCCCUUUAGCAUUCCUUGUCAUGCUCUAUGUCGUUUACCUGGUGGAAUGCUGGCACUGCCAUGCAAGGAACGAGCUACAGUACAAAGUGGAUGUAGAGGGCAUCUAUGAAAGGGUGCAGAGGAUGCAACAGGCCAAUCCCUGUAUCUGGUGGAAAGCCAUCAGCUACCAUUAUGUCCGGCGAACACGACAGGUAACACGCUACCGCAACGGCGAUGCCUACACCACCACUCAGGUGUAUCAUGAGAGAGUGAACACACAUGUGGCUGAAGCAGAAUUUGACUACGCCCACUGUGGAGUGAAGGAUGUUUCUAAGCAUUUAGUUGGCCUGGAUAAAUCACCUAUCACCAAAUUAAGGUUCACCAAGUGCUUUAGCUUUGCUAACGUGGAGUCUGAGAACUCCUAUCUUACUCAGCGGGCCAGGUUCUUUACUGACAAUGAAGGUCUUGAUGAUUAUAUGGAGGCUCGGGAGGGAAUGCACCUGAAGAAUGUAGAUUUCAAAGAGUACAUGAUUGCCUUCUCAAAUCCAGAAAACCACCCUUGGUACAUCUCUAACUAUGUCUUCUGGACAGCUGCCUUCCUCACAUUCUCUUGGCCUUUGAGGGUGCUGACAGAGUACCGCACAGCUUAUGUCCACUACCGUGUGGAGAAGCUUUUUGGGACAGACUACAUCCCAGUGACACCAUGUGAAGAGCAUCCUUACUGCAGACGCAUUCCCAGGGUCAAUACAAUUGACAGUACUGAGCUAGAGUGGCACAUCCGCUCCAACCAACAGCUGGUGCCCAGUUACUCAGAGGCAGGUCUGAUGGAUCUAGCCCAGCACUCAGGAGGUUUUAGGCAGAACUGUGAACGCUGCCACCGAGCCAUCAGCAGCUCUUCAGUCUUCUCCCGUAGUGCUCUGAGCAUCUGCAAUGCAAGCCCUCGCCUACCCUUUAGCAGCAGCCGUUUUUCACUUGGCCGUCUGUAUGGCUCACGUCGCAGCUGCUUCUGGAGGAGUGGCAGCCUGGAUGAGCCUGAGAGCCCCGGUGAGAACACACGCUGUCUUUCCGGACAUAUCACCACAACUGAGGAUGACCCUCCAGCCUACCAAGAUGCACUAUACUUCCCAGUUCUUAUUGUCCACUGCAGUGAGAGCUGCCCCAAUCACCGCUCUUUCCACAGAAACAGCUCAUGUGUAGAGACCUCAUUAUGAGGCUCAUUGAGAGAUACUAGUAAAAACAAAUGGAUGUAAAUGAACAACCCUAAAACCCUAUACACUAAACUCAAAAAAUGACCUGUCACUCAGGAAUCGCAGUGUCCAUGACCCAGUAUUUGCAGCCCAGAGGCUGUUAUGGGAAUGGUGCAUUGCUUUAAGACAGACUUUGUAUUUAUGUUGAACUAUGAAUGUCCUCCGCACUGUAUUUACCAAAAUGUAAUCAAGUAUUUGGAAGCUACUUUGUCUACAUUAUCACCACAUUCACAGCAAUAAUCAGCAUUCUCUGUUAGAAGUAAUAAUUUUUAUAUUACAUGGUUCUAAUUAUAGCUGCAAGAUUCUUUUGUAAUAUUGAAAGACAAGUUUCUGUUUUGUUUAAUACAAAGGCCUAAGCCUUUACAAAGCAAAUAUCCUUUCUGUGCUUUUAACUUUGAUUACAAAGUUUUGUUUUGUUUUUUCCCCCAACAAGAAAACUUUUUUUUUUUUUUGUAACCAUGUUGCACUCAAGGUCACAUAAACCAAAUUAUGUUUCUAUUGAACAAGAAUGUUGUAAAGUUACUUCGAAAGUAAAAGCGAUGUACAGUAUAUCACCAUACAAAACAACAUUUAUGGUUUACACUCAUGUAAGGCCAUGUAUUGUAUACAAGAGAUAUCUGUUUUGUGUAAUUUCAGUGUGCUGUAACUUGAUAAUAUGCUAUUGUAUGCUAUUAUAAAAACAUAUUGUAUAUUAUAAGUAUACUACACAAGAUAUCUGAAUCUGCUGAGAAAAAUAACAUUCAACAUUUCAGGCUAUGCAACAAUUAACCUCCAGUAUAGUAUGCCAUUCAAAUGUAUAUACAACUUUAAAUGGAAUGUAUGACUGUUGUAUCUUUUUAACUGCUUGUAUGUAACAGACCAACCCAGGUGGGACUGAGAUUACAGGCUGGACUUUACAACACCGCAAUCCAUGAUAUUUUCAUGAAUAUGCGUCAUUUAUCGGGCAUUGGAGAGUUUAUUCUGUGGGAUGGUGAACUGUUGUUGGACAAAUCAUUACAAAGCAAGGCACAAUGACAAAGGGCACUACAAACUUCCUGAACAUACAGUAUGUGGACUGCCCACUCUCAACCAAUGUCAUCUAAGCAAUGUUUGAACUUUCUUACCAGAACACGUUACCAGAAAACGGCUGUUUCAGAUCAAGGUCAUAUCAGAACAUUGGGGACCAUCAGAUCCACUUCCAAAGACAGCUACUUAAAUUUAAGUUUCAUAUAUAUCUUUGGUGCUUUGACUGUUGUGUCUAGAAGAAAACUGUUAAAAUCAGAUAUACACUACGUUUUGUAUUGCCUGAACACUCAUCUAUUUGAGAUUGUUGUAGGAAACUUUCAGUAAUGGUCUUAAGAAGGUUAGAUAAGCAUGAAAAUAACCUUUUUGAAAAUGUGACGUUAUAAUGAUUCAUGCUUAAUGGAGUUAGCUUUCUAAGAACCAUUCAGAAAAGUUUCUUCUGACCCAACAUUGUUAACUGGGUACAUUUGAUUACUUUUACUGAUUGGGUCUGUGGGAAAAAUCACACAAUGUUGCCUUUAUGUAGCACAAACACUAUAA
Messenger RNA from Clarias gariepinus (North African catfish), 3464 nucleotides. RefSeq names its product transmembrane protein 151Bb (gene tmem151bb). The transcript has 3 exons. The record is from RefSeq and is a predicted model, not a curated record. NCBI's taxonomy places the organism in Eukaryota, Metazoa, Chordata, Actinopteri, Siluriformes, Clariidae. Bases 300 to 1886 code for a protein of 528 amino acids.